CCAAUCUGUCAGCAUCACGUCCGAAACGCAAUACGGAGAGACGUACAAAAUUGUAAGUACAUGUACUAAUUGGAACCCUGAAGAAGGUAAUAGGCAUGGCUUCUAAGCGAAAAUAUACAGGCUGUUCAAAAAGUAUUGGUAAACCAAGAGCUGAAAGGUCUACGUUAGAGUACGUCUUCAUCCAUGACCUUGACCGUGAUCGUCAUGUCCAGAAAGUAGGGAAGGGACUGAAUAUCUCCAAGAAUAUGUUUCGUGAAGGAAAAUUUCCUGAAUUACAAAGUAUAUCUUUGCCAAUGAGCCUAGCCAUGACCAACAAGGCCAUUUCAAGAUCAAAUAAAUGUUCAAGCAGACCCCUUACUUUCUGUCGAUGAUAUUAUUAUCAGCAGGCGAAACGAAGAAUAUAAUUUAUUGCUGCAUUAAAAUGUUGAAUAAAAAAUGUUGAUUGAAUUGGAUUUGUUUCUCUGGGCCCAAUCUCCACACUAAGGCGAAAGG
Acanthoscelides obtectus is the source of this 492-nucleotide messenger RNA. The record is from the annotation of a GenBank genome assembly. NCBI's taxonomy places the organism in Eukaryota, Metazoa, Arthropoda, Insecta, Coleoptera, Chrysomelidae.